Messenger RNA from Nothobranchius furzeri (turquoise killifish), 10518 nucleotides. It is a transcript of the gene pou2f2b, whose product is annotated as POU class 2 homeobox 2b. Gene Ontology annotation, cellular component: nucleus. Gene Ontology annotation, biological process: regulation of transcription by RNA polymerase II. Gene Ontology annotation, molecular function: RNA polymerase II cis-regulatory region sequence-specific DNA binding; DNA-binding transcription factor activity, RNA polymerase II-specific. The record is from RefSeq and is a predicted model, not a curated record. NCBI's taxonomy places the organism in Eukaryota, Metazoa, Chordata, Actinopteri, Cyprinodontiformes, Nothobranchiidae.
AAAAACAUCUAACCCAAAAUAACAAAAAACAAAGAGAGAGAGAGAGAGACACACACAGGCGGAUGGACGAGAGAACGGCAAGUGUUCCGAUAAAAGCGCGACAUCAUCCUCCUCACCAUCUUGAUCUGCUUCUGGUUUAGCUUGUUUCGAGCUUCCGGUGUUUUUAUUUUAAACUAUUAAUUUAUUUAUUUGUUUAUUUAUCGAUUGAUUGCGUUUUAAUUACGGAGCGCGCGGGAGGAGGAGCGUCAGGGCAUGCGCGCGCGCCUUGUGUUUUCUGACUCUUGUAUUUAAUUUCCCGUUUGUGUUUAUCAGACACGCGUUUGUCUGCUUUCGUUUUAUUUUCCACCUUUUUUUUAAUGAAGCUGCUUUAAAUGUGCUCGCGACGCGACCCGCUGCUUAGCGCGUGCGGAUGAAUGUACAUGUGUGUAGAUAAAGAGAGAGAGAGAGAGAGACCUCACGCGGAGGAACCGGAGCAGGAGCGCGUGCAGCUAGAAGACCAAAUACUAUACAGAAAUCCAAAUAAGACUUUCUACCAACUCCGUCGUGUUUUUUAGUUGCUACACAGAGAAAACCAAAGCUAACAGGAGAUCUUGGCUCAGCGACUGUUCUCAUGCCUUUUUAAGCAGGAAGCGUAACUGGUGAGGAUAGAAUAAGCUCCAGGGCCUCUAUGUUUACUCAAGGAGAAAGCUUUAGCAGCGUGAGACGCAGACAGGUGACACGCAGCCUCUUUAUUAUUUACAAACCUGUAAUUGUAACAGAACUUUUCAUGUAGCUGCCCUCCUCUCGAUCCGCCUGUGUGUUAGCGAGUCAGGGACCAUCAUCCUCCGCUCUAUGCACGUUUACACCAAAACUAAUGUUAUUCUAUAUUGUCGACAUCCACAAAUGUAAAUAAAAGCGCGCAUGGUGGGGGGGUUGCUACACAUGUGCGCACACCCAACGGCGAAUGCUGCGAACCAAGUAACAAUAAUCCCCCAGAGCUGUCUGCCUGAGAGUCGGACGAAGACACAGAGGCGCGAGACAGGAGGACACCACUCCUUGCUUGAGUCCGAUUAUUUGCAUCCAAACAAGAAGCAGGAGGAAGAUCAUGUUUGUUCCCUUGCCGGUGCCGUUCGUGUUUCAGAGAACUGCCCCUGACCUCAGCGCCUGGCGUCUCAAGUCCCCCCUGGCUCUGCGCUCCAACUCCGACAUCAGGAUGUCGAAGCUCGUGGAGGUUGAGAAGGUCGGGGCUGACUCGCCUUUAGAGGCCACAGAGUCAGAGCGGAAUGGACCCGAAUCAAAUCACCAGUCUCUGAAAAUCAGCCCGUUCCCCCUGUCGCCAAACCUGAACAGCAGCAAGAGUAAGAUGGACGAGAGUGCUGAAAUGUCCCCGGGCCUCCCCUCCUCUCACGGCCCGACCCCCUCACAAACAGCUCUGCAGCACACACAGCUGAUGCUGACCGGCUCCCAGCUCGCGGGGCUGACAGCUUUAUUGCCAGCUCAGCAGCAGCUACUGCUACAGCAGGCUCAGGCUCAGCUCCUGGCCGCCGCCGUGCAGCAGUCCAACGCGGCGGCUCACGCUGCCCACGCAGCCGCCCAAGCCAAUCAGCAAGCUCAGGCAGCUGCAGCGGCGAAUCAGCAGGCCCAGCAGCAGCAGCAGCAGCAAGCGGGGCAGCAGGUUCACUCUCAGUCCCAGGGACAGAGCACACAGGAGCAAAACACCCAAAGCGUCCCUGUCCCUCCUCCUCAGCUCACCCUCUCCCAGCCCAUCCAGCUCACCGCCCAGGACAUCCAGCAGCUGCUGCAGCUUCAACAGCUGGUGUUGGUGCCUGGUCACCCACUUCCAUCCCCAGCCCAGUUCCUCCUCCCACAGGCGCAGCAGGGCCAGCAAGGACUCUUAUCGACACCAAAUCUUAUUCCGCUACCUCAGCAGAACCAGGGGAGCCUCCUUUCUGCUCCGGCUAGAAUGGGGCUGCAGACACAGGUGCAGCGCGAUAAGAGCGUGGAUUUGAGCGGCGGCGGAGGCAUGACCGCGGCACCCUCUGUGACCUCUCACCCCGACGAGCCCAGUGACCUGGAAGAGCUCGAACAGUUUGCUCGCACUUUUAAACAGAGACGCAUCAAACUGGGCUUCACGCAGGGAGACGUGGGCUUGGCCAUGGGGAAGCUCUACGGGAACGACUUCAGUCAGACCACCAUCUCCCGCUUUGAGGCGCUCAACCUGAGCUUCAAGAACAUGUGCAAGCUGAAGCCUCUGCUGGAGAAGUGGCUCAACGACGCAGAGACCAUGUCCAUCGACAGCACCCUGCCCAGUCCCAGCUCCCUGUCCUCCCCUUCACUGGGCUUUGAGGGGAUUCCGGGUCGCCGCAGAAAGAAAAGAACCAGCAUUGAGACGAAUGUGCGAGUGGCCCUAGAACGAUCCUUCCUGACUAACCAGAAGCCCACCUCCGAGGAGAUCCUGUUGAUCGCUGAGCAGCUUAACAUGGAGAAGGAGGUGAUCCGGGUCUGGUUCUGCAACCGCCGGCAGAAAGAGAAGCGCAUCAAUCCCAGCAGCGCCACCCCUCCGCUGCCCAGUCAGCCCCCCGCUGCCCCGCAGACGCACAAACCGCCGUGCUAUAGCCCCCACAUGAUGUCCAGCCAGCUGUCCCAGGCCGUGACCAACCUCAGCAGCACAACAGCCACCACCAUGUCCUCCAUCUGCCCCUUGACUUCCAGCCUCACCUCUACCCACCCCUCUCUCACCUCCACCCACCCCCCUCUGAGCUCCACGCCCUCCCCAGUGACACCUCCUCCUCCCCCUCGCAGCACAGCCAGCCCUGCCACUCCCAGCCACAACACACUCAACCUAAACACAGGUCUGUGGCGCAUGGGUAAAAAGAAUGGUGACAUGUCCAACUACAUCACUGACUUUGCUGCAAAUUUGAGGAACACUGUGAUGGGAGUUAACACGGGGAUGAACCACGCCCUCCUCGGUAACAAUCCCCUGGCAACUAUCCAAGCUCUGGCAGCCAGUGGUGGCCAGCUGCCUCUUUCCACUCUUGAGGGCGGCAGCAAGGUGUUGCUGGGGGCCUCUGGGGGCCAAGGAGGGGCCCUCCCCUCCUCCCUCUUCCUCAACCACCCCACCCUCCUCCACAUGGGCCAAAAUCCCGGCGCCGGAUUGGUCAGUGCCGCUGUAGCCAAAGUGUCCCAGGCCUCCCCCUUCCCUUCAGCCAGCAGCAUCAGCCCCACACCCUGUUCCCCCUCCCCCUGCUCUAGCCCCGCCUCUUCCUGCUCCUCCAGCGAAAUGGCACACAGCCCAUCCUGCCUGGGCGGGCCCAAGAUCGAGUGACAACACCCGGGGGGGCCAAUCAGAGAGGAGGACCGAAGAAGAACUUCGCCUUUCACACCAAAGCUAUCUCUUUCUCUCUCUUGUGCUCUUCUUCCAUUUUUAUUUGAUUUGAUUUGCAAUGGCUCUCUCCCUCCUUUUCUCCAAGUCUUUCGAUGCCAAAAAUACACAGAAUGAAAGAGGAGAGAAGGAGGGAAAGAAGAAGGGAGAAGGGAGGAAAGGGGACGAUCGAAACCAAAAAUCUUUAUCUAUCCAAACAGAUGAAGCAGAGACAUCACCGGACAUGUUUUUUGUCUGUAACUUGUGAUUAUAACGUGUCACGUCUCCGCUCUUUCGCUCAGACGGAAAACAAACCAACGACUCUUUAGCAACGAGACGGAAGAGGCGGAGGAUGUCCAAGUGCAUAAACCAAAAAUGACAAAAGAAACUUUACUAUGUGACACAAGGAAUGGUGUCACGGACGCUAAGAAACCAAGAGGAGGACCGUGCUCACGCGCUCUUUUCUUUUGAAAAUAUUGUUAUUUUGAAAAGCUUUGAGAGAAGAGGAGCGGGGACGAUGCGUUUAAACCAAAAAUUUACCUGAGGAGGAAGUGGAGGACGAACACACGAUGACUUUUAAAAAAAAGACAAAAAAAAAAACAAUGACAACCAAACCAAACCAUACCAAAAUCACAAAUACCAAAAACCAAAAAUACGGAGAGAAAAGCUUUAUUCAAAAGGACGUGUAAAUACUGAAGCUAUCCAGGACCAGGACUCUACUGCAACACACACACACACACUCAUCCUGUCACCCGCUCAUCCCAUUUGUGUUUUCAUGCGUCUCUCGUUGGGUUUCAUGCCAAAUAUUUGAAGUCAUUUUGUAAAAUAUUGUUGUUUUUGCAUCAGGAAUGUGCUAGAACUGCUGUCUCUUUCCUACCUCUGGUUACAAGAGCUUAGACUAGAAUACGCUUCUCCCAUUUUGUACUUUUACACCAGAUUAUAGCUUAAGAUUAGUUUGUUUUCAUUAUUUAUUAGCUUCACAAUUCAGCUCCUAUUUAUUGUUGUGCUCUAGCUCUGUCAUAUCAUCAUCAUCAUCAUCAUCAUCAUCAUCAUCAUCAUCAGCCUCGUCUUCAUUUGUGUCCUCAUCUUUUGUAACUUCACUCCCCUUCUGGAAGGCAGAAGAGAGAUCGAUGCUCAACUCCGUCCUCACUAAGUGCCGAUGGUCCGCGGAUCGGGUCGGCUCACUUUGUGUUGAUUUCAGGGCGUGAAUGAAUCCAUCACCCCCCCCCCCCCCCCCCGCCCUUCAAAAAAUCCAAACAAAUAAAGAUUUUGUUCUCUCAAUCAGACCGCUCUUUCUUAAAGAUAACCACCAUUCCCAGAGGCGUCCAUGGCUAAAUGAACACGCCCUGGGAAACUUCACACACUGAAAAUGAUGUUUGUUACGAGGGGAGAGCGUUUUUAUGAAAGUAUGAAAUGGAGCCGUGACUGGCGAUGGAGACAAAUAAGCGUCGAGGCUGAGGGCUAAAUAAGUCAAUAAAGCCAAGUUUAGUCACAGCUGGCUCCGAUUCCUGCCUCGUCAAUCAGCGCAGACGCCCCGACAGCUGUCUGACUGUGUGUUUACCUGCAUUCGUCUGUUUUCCAUCAUCGCUCACAUUUCACUCAUUUUCCACCUCGCACUGCCAUUAAUUCCAAAAUAGAUACCAAAGCAUCAUCAGGGCAAGGGCCCCGGAGCCGAGACACCAACACGAUACAGACACACUGGGGGGUCAAAAGGGGGGGAGAGAGGACAGGACGUCUCCCCCUCUUGGUGGAAUCGCCCUCACCUGUCCUUAAACACACGGGGAAAGCUUUAGGACUGUUGUUUUGCCUUCUCAACCCCACAAGGAGGGUGUAGGGAAGCAGGUGAAACACUUUUUUUCCAAGAGGACACCAAAAACGAACCAAAACCAAAAACCCAAGGAAUGACAAACCAAAAACAACCCAAACCAAAUGUGGCUGGAGGGAGGAGGGGAGGAGGACAAAGCGUUGGGACGAUUCGGAGACGUCUGCCUGUCCGUCUGUUAGCUUCAGGGCCGAAACUGAAUCUGUGGACGGAGCGACAGAAGAAGAAAGAUGGACGGUUCCUCCCCUCCUCUACCUCCCUCUCUCCAGCUCAGCUCUCUGGUCCUGGAUGGAGAUAAACGCAAAUGACCUCACUGAACUGAAAUCUUAUUUAAAAGAAUCCUUUUUCUUUCUUACGUUUGUAUUUUUUCGUUGACUGAUUCUGAUUGUUUGAUCUCUGCCGUGUCUCUUGAUGCCGUUUUAUGUACUGUACUUUAGUGCUUACUUCUUAUUUGGAACAACGUACUCGCUUACUUACUUACUACAAGAGCUCCUUAUUUUUUCGUAGUCGUGCUCGAGAUUUUUAUCGGGUGGUUGAGAAAAAAAAUACUGUGAAAAUUUAGCUUCCAGAUUUUUAUUAGAUAAAGACUGUCUUGGCAGGAAAAGAACAACGGACGACACAAAAGCCAAAAAACUAAGAAUUGAACUGCGAACCUUAAAAUCGUCAAAACCAAAAACUGAAACCAAACCAGCGGACGAGAGCAGAGCUGCUCUUUCCCGCUCUCUCUCUCUCUCUCUCUUUUCUCUCUCUCUCUGUCUGCAUGAGGGCAAAGUAACGGGUUGAUUGGUCUGAGGUGCCUCUGAGCAUUUAUCUGUUUGCAAGUGUUGGUUUAAAGGAACACCGAGUCGAGUUUGCAGUGAUGUCCUGUAACUUUGAACCCAAAGACUUAAAAACUAGACAUUAGGACGACAGAAUGCCUGCGACGGCUUAAAGGUUGGUUUAUGCUUGACGAGUCCGCGAGGUUCGCCAGGCUCCAUGCGGCAAAAUUGCGUCAUUUUAACAACCACGCCCCUCCACCGCACCUCCGCACGGCCCAAACUUUCCGCACCGCGAACCUAGGAAAUUUUCUAACCACGCGGACGGUCGAAUACGGAAAAACAUGGUGGACUGGCAAGAACUAGUAUGACAGAGGUUGGUAAAUACAGACAUUUGUAUGAUUCAGCUCUCAGAGAUCACCGUGAUCAACAUGUUGUUAAUAAUUCUUGGAGAGAAAUAGCUCGCACUGUCGGAAAAGACGAGGACGCUGUUAAAAAAUGCUGGAAUGCCAUGUUGUAAACAACAGUAAUUUUUACUUCUACUACGGUGUAGUGUUGGAUGCAUGCCGUAGAGCUCCAUGCUGCCCCCUACAGUUUGGGAGAAUAUUGGCUCACUGCAGAGACAAGCCGCAUGAACCAUAAACGCUGCGAGUUGUGAAGCGCGUUCCAUCCGCGAGCCGCAUCACCAAGCGGAAAGUGAAUGCGUCGAGCAUAAACCAAGCUUUAGUCUGCGGGUCGGACGUUUCCAAAGACCCUUUGGUUUGAUCGUCGCCAGGGAAACAGUCGAGAAUCGUUUCCGAGCUUUAGAUGUUUGCGCCUUAAAGGUGAAACCUCUCCUCCACAUUGACUCUUAGACGGAAUGUAUCUGUUAGUGCUUCUAUAGAUUUUGUAGAAAAAAGAUCUAUGUUCUACUGCUUACUUAUCGCUAAUGUACUGAAAAGAAAAAAGUCCUACAAAAAAAAACACUUUGAGAAAAAAAAAUCUUAAAACAUUGAUGAUGAUAACUUGAUUUUAGACCAAAAAUUUAAAACUAUCUCUCUUUGGACUUUUCUUUUUCAUUUGUUUAUCACGAUUUAGACUUUUGAUUGUAUAUUUAUUGAGGCUAGACUUGGUUUAUCGACUUAUCUUUUUGUCUUGCUAUUUAUUUCUUAAUUUAUUUCUAGAAAUCCUUUUUUAAUUUUCCACAUUUUCUGAUGUAUUUGUAAUGGAUUGUCUUGCUUUUCGCCGCCUGCUGGAGUUGCUGUUUAAAAACCAAAAACUGUAAGAGACGCCACAAAGAGACCUCCUCAACAGGAGAGAACAUCAGGGUGACACGCAGAACACUUCUCCAUUCUUAAGCUCAGUUCCAGAUAAGAAAACGUGGAAGCAGUGGUGUCACGAGCUGCAGCGCUGCUUCGUUUCUGCAGAGAGAGAGAGCUCUACACAAACCAAAAGCACCAGAGGAGAAGACAAACUGGGGCGGAGGCUGAUGUGUUUUUGUGUGACGGAGACAAAAGAAGGAGGUAAAACGUGGCGAGGAUGAUUGCUUCUUCUUCUUCUUUUGUCUCUUUUGUUUUGUUUUUGUUUCCUCUUUGCUGUGUUUGAUGAUUCCUUCGUUCACUGCAGGAUGUAAAAGAGAGAUAGUUCAUCAUAUACCUCAUAUUCUUUGAUGAUAAACCAAAUAGAUGAAUGCUUUAAAACGCGGGGAUGGCGGCGGGGAUCGGGGUGCUGGGUUGUGGUUGGUGCAGCUGGGAGCAGAUCUAGGAAGGAUGAACAGGUAGAUUUGACCCUUGAGGUCAACAAAUGUCCUUACUGGUUUCUGCUCCAGUCCACACACACACACACACGCCUUCACACGCACACAUCAACACUGCCCUGAAACAGUCCCCCGUUUCCUGUGAAGAGCUUUAAACUCGGCCCUCUCCUUACGUCUGACCCUCACUGCUUCCUCCCUGUCCAGUAUGGACUCUGGGCUUCAUGCUGCUGUUUGGCACAGAUCUAAACAUCUAAUCUGGUUCUUGUAAAAAAAAAAAAAAAGCGUCUAGUUUUGUGCCUCAGAGCCGAUUUAUCACCAAAGCUGCCCUCUCUCGUUCCGAGGGGGGCCACGUUGACCCGCUGAUGUCCACAUGAAUCAGGGAGCGCCACAGGGUCAGGUAACAGGGAGCAGCUGACCCUGAGGUUACUAGGUGACACAUACAGACGGUCAACAGUGUGUGUGUGUGCUGAGAACAUGGCAGCUGGAGGGAGAGGUGUGCACAUUGUUAAAACAUUCAGACUCUCAUAGAGUCUGGAUUUUUCCGUCUUGCUUUGCUCAUUUUGUCUCGAGGCCAGAGCAUCGACCUGGAUUUGAGGGGCCGUAUGCCAAGUGCAGGACUCCGUGGUGGGGAUACCCCCUUAAGUGAAUGAUACCAAAGCCAAUGCCCUGCUACUGGGUCCAGCACCACAUGCACACUCCCUAAAACCCUGGUCGUCUUUGUUUGCAACUGUAAUAUUUAUGCAAUUUGUUUGUAAUAUUUUACAUUACAUUAGCUUCCAUGAAAGCUGCUUUAGAGGGACGAUGGCGCUUUCUUGCAAAAAGUUAAGUUAGCACGUUAGCUUAGCAUAAAAGACUGGAGCAAACGCCAAAAAGCCAAAAAGAGAAAAUUUUCUACCUCAAGCCUUAAAGCUCUCAUUCACUUGUUUUGAUACCUAUGAAGUGGUCUCUAGUACAAAAGGAUCCCUUGUGGGCCAUUUUCUGUGGGUAUGAAGCUCUGCCGCUCCUAAUUCAGUUCAGUAGAAGUUAGUCGGAGGGGUGGGUGGCAGAAAAGGACAGGAUUUGGAAUCUUAUCGUUCAUUUUCCUGAUAUAAAAAUAUAACUCCAAAUAACUCAAACUUGAAGGACAUCUGCUGUGUUGUGAAUGGUUAGCUUCUGCUAGCUUAGGCAUGCUCUACUCUCUCCUGGAUGCUAAAUCAGUCCAUGAAGGCUAGUUUUCAGUGUGACGUAGAUCUGUGUGCCUUUUUCUGACCCGAGCGUUCCCCUGUUGUUUUCUAUCUGCAGCCAAAGCAGGAAAUAGGGGUAGAAGGCACAUUUUCACAUUUAGCCUGUGUGUGGAACUCAGUGACCCACAGAAUUUUUAAAAUAAGAAGUAAAACAUGGUUUCUUAGUGAACUUGCUCUUUAAAUUUUUGUAAUAAACAAACGGGUGCAAGAAAAGUGGUGUUUAAAAUAUCCCCCUGUUGGAUUUGCAUUUAGCCAGAGAUGCCUCAGCUCCUGCCUUUCUAACCGAUGCCUCAGAGUGAAGCAGAAAAUGACGAGCUCAGUCAUCGACGGCGUGACUCAUAAUGAGCCAUCGCUUUUGAGGUAACACGCAUCAACAGCAAAAGCAACCAGAAAUGAUAACGAUCUGAUUUGAGCAGAAAGUGGCAGGCGAACAAGAAAUCGACUGAAUGUGAGGUGGCGUCCAAGUGGAUGUAGAAAAUGUGUCGUGGCGCAUGUUCAAAGUGAGCAAAAUGACUUGAAUCAGCAGUAGUUCACAAUUUCCAGCUGAUCUGGGCAGAGCUAAGCUAACGCCUCUUCUUGUUUCCAGUCUUUAUGCUAACCUAAGCUGAAAAGUGUCAUGCUCGUUUGUUCUUGAACUCUUAAAAGUUGGAGCUUGUGCAGAUUCUGAGUCCGGAGCGGCACGACUGUCGUGAGGAAUCAGGUUUGUUUUGUCGUAAAUGAGAGGCAAAGCGAGCAGAGCAAACAAACCCUCAACAGAGCUGCUGCAUCUUCCUCCACCCACUCGCAUCCACACACUCUUCCUCCCCUACAUCUCUCUCUCUCUCUCUCUCUCUCUCUCUCUCUCUCCUUUCUCUUUUCCACAAUACAGCUUCAGUCCAAAGGUUCUCCAGCAACACAGCAAAGCAAGUCAGACGUUAAAGAAUCAAACCAAAGAGCUCUAACUUGAUCCACUGCAUUUCUUCUCCCCGUCUGCCCUCCUCUGUCACCUAGUGAGCCGCUUCCUGAAGCUUUAACCUCAGCUAUCCAAAGGGAAAUAAUAAUAAUAAUUUAAGUUAAGAUGAUGAUGAUGAUGAUGAUGAAAUGUAUAUUUUUAAGUAUUUGUCAUUGGAAAAAAAGAAUCUUAAGCUUCUCAUGAUGAUGAUGAUGAUGAUGCUCACAAUGAUGACGAUGACGAUAAUGAAGUUUCUCUUGGUAUCUUUGUAGCUGUUCAAAUCCUCCUUAAGUUUGUGUCUCUUUCUGCUCGUGCUGCCUCCCCUCCCUGCAGGUUUUACCCUUUAUGUUUGGUGUGUGUGUGUGUGUGUGUGUGUGUGUGUGUGUGUGUGUGUGUGUGUGUGUGUGUGUGUGUGUGUGUGUGUGUGUGUGUGUGUGUGCCCUUCCUUUGUGUCUUCUGUUAUGUCUGCGACCACUCUCCCAUCUCCCCCCUCCACCCUCAUCCCUUCCCCUCCCUGCAUCCCCCCCCCCCCCAACGGUAACAGUUUAGACCUUUAGUGUAUUUAUCUUGAAAACCAAAAAGUUUAAAAAAAGGAAGAAAAUACCUGCUUGUUCAUUGUACAGUGUUGUUCAUUUUAAGUCAUUUUUGUAACUGAAAGUGUUUCAUUCAUCCAAAUAAAACAGGAGACAAAAACUGUACAGACGACCCCCUC